Papaver somniferum (opium poppy) is the source of this 819-nucleotide messenger RNA. RefSeq lists its product as uncharacterized. The record is from RefSeq and is a predicted model, not a curated record. The transcript has a single exon. Lineage: Eukaryota; Viridiplantae; Streptophyta; Magnoliopsida; Ranunculales; Papaveraceae. The coding region runs from base 1 to 819 and encodes 272 amino acids.
AUGCAAGCUCCUAGGUCAGGAAUUAAAUAUUCAUGGUGCAAUAACAGGGUGGGAAGAAAAGGGAUACUGUGUGAUUUAGAUAAAGCAUUUUAUAAUGUUAAAUGGCUGGAGAAAUAUGAAGGAUGGAACUAUAAAGUGGGUGUCAGAGGAACUUCAGAUCAUGGAGCUCUAAUGGGAGGUGUGAAAAAUAUUACAAGACCAUCAAAUAUACCAUUUAGGUAUCAAUCUAUGUGGACAACUCAUCCAGAUUUUAUCAAGGUAAUACAAGAUUCAUGGAAUGAAGAAGUUUUUGGGAAUCCAGCUUUCUGUUUUAUUAGUAAAUUGAAAAGGCUCAAGAACUGGCUUAAAAUAUGGAAUUGGGAAGUGUUUGGGGAUCUAAGUGCAAAAGUUAAAUCUACUGAAGAUAAUGUCAUGGAUGCUUCUUUAGAAUCUGAUGCAGAUCCUGAAAACAUAGAGUUGUUAAAUAACUUGAUCACUGCAAGGGGGAAGCAUGAGUUAGCCUCUCAGCAAUACAAUGAGUUAAUGAGAGCAAAAGCUAUAAUUAAAUGGGUUAAAGAAGGAGGUGCAAAUACAACUUUCUUUCACACAACUAUGAAAAUUAGAAAAUCUUGUAAUAAUAUUUCUGAAUUAGAAGAUGAAGCUGGAAAUAGAGUAACUUCUCAAGAUCAGAUUUCAGAUAUUUUAGUUUCACAUUACAAAAAGAAGUUUGAGAGGAAGAGUGUAGUGUUUGAGGAUGAACUUUUUGAGGCAAUUCCAAAGAUACUUAAUGAGGAUGAUAAUACAUAUUUGGAUGCAAUACCUUCACAAGAAGAAAUUUAA